Musa acuminata AAA Group (dessert banana) is the source of this 1639-nucleotide messenger RNA. Its product is annotated as serine/threonine-protein kinase AFC3-like. Gene Ontology annotation, cellular component: nucleus. Gene Ontology annotation, molecular function: protein serine/threonine kinase activity; ATP binding. The record is from RefSeq and is a predicted model, not a curated record. Gene Ontology annotation, biological process: protein phosphorylation. Lineage: Eukaryota; Viridiplantae; Streptophyta; Magnoliopsida; Zingiberales; Musaceae. The coding region runs from base 179 to 1327 and encodes 382 amino acids. The transcript has 12 exons.
UUGGAGGGAGCCCUAAGCCGGUCCUCUCUGCCUUCUUCGUUUCGGGGAGUCACUCCAUCCAUCGAUUUCUAGGUUUGGCGAAUCGAUUUGUUUUGUUGCAGAAAAAGAAGAAGGAGAAGAGAUCGAAAGCCUGAGAGUCUUUGUUCGAUAUAUUGGAAAGGUUUGGGCGUUGGAUUCGAUGGAGAUCGUGCGAACGAGGAAGAGGCCUCGGCUCGCUUGGGACGUAGCUCCUCCCGAACGACGAGAGGCCGUUCGGGAUGAGGCGGCUCCGCCUAGGAGGGGCGUCUCGCCCCCGUGGAGGGAGGAUGACCGAGAAGGGCAUUACGUGUUCGAUCUUGGAGAGAAUCUCACCCCUCGCUAUAAGAUACUUAGCAAGAUGGGUGAAGGUACUUUUGGUCGUGUCUUGGAAUGUUGGGAUCGUGAGGCGCGUGAAUACGUGGCAGUCAAAGUGGUUAGGAGCAUAAGCAAGUACAGAAGUGCUGCAAUGAUUGAAAUAGAUGUCCUUAAUCUUCUAGCUAAACAUGAUAAAGAUGGAUCACGUUGUGUACAGAUUCGAAGAUGGUUUGACUACCGAAAUCACAUAUGCAUCGUGUUUGAGAAGCUUGGCCCAAGCUUGUAUGAUUUUUUAAAGAGAAAUAAAUACUGCCCAUUCCCUGUGGAACUUGUGCGGGAGUUUGGACGUCAGCUGUUGGAAUCUGUAGCAUAUAUGCAUGAUUUACGCCUUAUUCACACUGAUCUGAAGCCAGAAAACAUUCUUCUUGUAUCUUCUGAAUAUGUAAAGGUUCCAAGCAACAAGAAGAAUGCACAAGACGAGAUGUACUUCAGGUGCUUGCCAAAGUCUAGUUCUAUAAAGCUGAUUGAUUUUGGUAGUGCUGCCUUUGAGAACCAGGAUCAUAGCUCAAUUGUUUCAACGAGGCAUUACAGGGCACCUGAAAUUAUUUUAGGUUUAGGGUGGAAUUAUCCCUGUGAUGUAUGGAGCGUUGGAUGCAUACUUGUUGAGCUUUGUUCGGGAGAAGCGUUGUUUCAGACACAUGAAAAUUUGGAGCAUUUAGCCAUGAUGGAGAGAGUUUUGGGACCAUUACCAGAACGCAUGAUAAGAAAAGCCAGUUCCUCGGCUUCAAAAUACUUCAGGCGAGGUUCACGGUUAAAUUGGCCUGAAGGUGCUGUUUCCAGAGAGAGCAUUAGGGCUGUGAGAAAGCUUGACCGGCUUAAGGGUUGGAUGUCAAUGAAGCAAAAUACAUUAAAACAUUAUUUAGCUGUACAGCAGUGGAUUGGUUCACUGGUCGGUGGUGACAUCUCUUGCUCUUUUUCAGGAUAUGAUCUCUAGUCAUGUGGAUUAUUCCAGAGCUUCGUUAAAUGAUUUGUUGUAUGGGCUUUUGAAAUUUGAACCAUCGGAGCGAUUAACGGCUCGUGAAGCCCUCAACCAUCCAUUCUUUGAAAACCCUACGUGAGCAAUAGUUGGAAGGGUGAGAGAAGGCUAGUAAUUUGAUGAUCCGUGAUUGGUUUUACUGGCUUCCAAGAAGAAAUCCAAUCCGAAACUGCAAAACCUCCAGCAACAUCUGUAUCAUAUCUUAUCUUUAAGCUCAUUUUCCUGCCACUGUAAUGCCAAUUGAUGCCUUGUUGAUGGUAUCUUUUGUAA